UUGUUGUUGUUUUAAAUGUCGUACUUACAGUCUCUAAAUGUACUCUUCGUUGUUGACAAAUUCGUCAGUAACAUAGACCCUCGAGUUGAUUAUAUUAUAACUGAACAGUCUGCAAUCGCACUACUUCCCCUCGCGGAGGAAUAUGAAAUUGCAAGUCUGAAGAAACUCUGCGAACAGACGAUAAUGCAAUCAUUCCGCAAUAUGAGAAAGGGGAAAAAACGCGGUGAAUGUAUUCCUGUAGACAUCAGUUUGGAAUAUCUUCAUAUGGCCGAUAAGUACGAAUUUCCCGGGCUACGUAAUCUCGUUACUGACGAAUUUGUCAACAACGAAGACCCGAAAGCCAUGGCGACGUUGCUCGAGUCCUCAUUGAUAUCAGAGCAUGUUAAGUUGAAUGUUUUAGACAAAAAAGUUGAAAAAGUUCAUUUCGAACUGGAUAAAGAACGCAGAGAGCGCACCGCUAUUGAAACUAAACUUGGAGACUACGGCCAGAGACGUGUUGGGCGACGACCGCUUUAUGACUAAUGACUAAACCGAACACAUAAACCUGUUGACGCCAUUGUUUAAACAAUGUUUAAAAAAUACAAGUACAUGUAAAUUGAAUUGAGAUGCCAAGUCGUAUGUACAUUAUACAGUAUACAGGCAUUUAGAUUAAAAAAAAGUGUAACAAAAUAAUUGUUUAAAACCAUAUUUACUAGGAUAACUAAAAUAUAUGUCGAACUCUUUAAAAGGCAAAAUGGAAGAUGUUCCAGACCCAGUUUAGGAGGUUUAGGUUUAUUUAAAAAGUGACCAGGAAUGGCAAUGUGUCACAUUGUCACUAUUGUUUAAUCUAUUCGUGACUUACUUAAAGAGACGUUAACAGAAUAUGACAAGUCCAUAAAGCAUUUCUUGUUUUGCUAUAGCAUAGGAGCAGUCUACCAAGAUUUGGUAAAUUUAAGUGUUUAAUCAGAGCCUCACUCCAAACAUUAUUCAACGCCAAAUUUGCGUCAAAAUGACAAAUGUAUUAUGUGAAGUUUUGUCCGUUUUCAUUACCUCCAUAUAGAUCAUCUGCACAUUUUGCAUUCAUCAUUUUUUAUAUUAAGAUAAUAAUAGUAUUAAAACAUGCAGCGGA
Molecule: messenger RNA, 1108 nt
Organism: Ruditapes philippinarum (Manila clam)
Lineage: Eukaryota; Metazoa; Mollusca; Bivalvia; Venerida; Veneridae
Exons: 2
Coding region: 16-522 (168 amino acids)
Source: RefSeq, a predicted model, not a curated record